Aspergillus caelatus is the source of this 1137-nucleotide messenger RNA. RefSeq names its product Zn(II)2Cys6 transcription factor domain-containing protein. The coding region runs from base 1 to 1137 and encodes 378 amino acids. The transcript is spliced from 3 exons. Gene Ontology annotation, molecular function: zinc ion binding; DNA-binding transcription activator activity, RNA polymerase II-specific. Gene Ontology annotation, biological process: regulation of transcription by RNA polymerase II. Lineage: Eukaryota; Fungi; Ascomycota; Eurotiomycetes; Eurotiales; Aspergillaceae. The record is from RefSeq and is a predicted model, not a curated record.
AUGCCACCACGACGGUCGCACAAGAAAUCACGAAAUGGUUGCGAUCAAUGCAAAGAGAGGAGAGUAAAGUGCGAUGAGAAACAUCCGAUAUGCUCCAAUUGCACCUCUCGGGAGCUCAUCUGUACCUAUUUGAGGAUCCCUAUAGUCUCAUCUCUGAGACGCACAGCUCAUGCAGUGGCCGAUCGCUCCCCAGACCCACCACACCAGGGACAACCGCAGUCAGAGAACCAUGUCAAGCAGCCUAUCAGCUCCGUAAGAUCCGCCGAGCCAAGCUUUGACCUUCGUGAUCUCGAACUCAUGCACAAGUUCUCAACCGACACCUUCAAAUGUCUAUGCGGAGACCAGUCCGACAUGGAUGACUGGCAGGUUCUCAUCCCCCAACAAGCAUCUAAGCAUAUGUUCUUACUCCAUGGCAUCCUCGCAUUAGCAGCCUUGCACGUAGCAGCCACAGCCACAGAAUCCGCUUGUGUGCUGUCAUAUCUUGACACCGCGCUUCAAUACCACAACAAAUCAUUCGCCCCAUUCCGACAAGCACUCGACGCCCUCACCCCGCUAAACUGCGACGCAGUCUUCGCCCAGUCCGCCAUAAUAACCGUCAUUGGCAUCGCCCUGCCACGCCUUAACGCCCAGCAUAGAGGCGAAUGCUUCAGUAUGAUCGAGAACAUGAUCACCGUGUUCGAGCUCCUACAAGGCUCGACUAAGGUCUCCCGUAUCAGUCGACCGUGGCUUAAAGCCAGAACUGGAGACUUAGAUUCCGAGAAGAUUGUUGCUAUAGAGAAACUAAGUCAAUUGAAUACCUGCAUCGCUGGUGCCGAGCAAAGUGGUGCUAACCGUGAGGCAAUUGACCUGUUACAAUCUUGCUUUGCUAAGUUUGCUCGUUCGUCUCAUCCGGUGGCUAUUCUUGCUUGGUUGGUCUAUACAAAGAAGGAAUUUAUUGAUGGGAUGCGGAUGCGCCAACCGUUUCCGUUGUUGGUUUUGAUGCAUUGGGGUGUGCUGUUGAAUGAGCUGGGGAGUCAUUUCUGGUGGGCGAAGGGGUGUGGUCGGGAUUUGGUAACUGAGUUGUUGGCUGAGAUCAAAGGUGAAGACCCAGUAUGGGAGCAGGCUUUGGAAUGGCCACGGAAGAUGAUAGGAGCCUGA